CUUGAGUGUCGCUUAGUUGAACUUCAAACAAGCUUGAUGCCUUAAAUUUAGCGGAACGCGAAAAAAAGUUUAAUUACCUUCAAUAGAAUUAAAAGUAAAAGAAAAAGAGAAACAAAGUAGAUCAAGAAAAAAAAAUUGCGCAAACUUGAAUUAAGCUUUGCUUACUGUACAUACUGGAAGGGAAAACAAAGUUGAAUUCAUGUCUCUAAAACAAACGUUUUUAAAUGGCCGGAAAAAUGUGCGAUACUAUCAAUCAAAACAUUGAGCCGUACACAGGAAAACUAACCAGCAAUUACUUCAAGCAAUUUGGAACGUUACUCAAUGUCGUCAACUUGAACUCUUCCGAUCGCAAUGACUUUUCAAGACUUCCAAUACCGCAGCAACCGCAAGCAAUAUCUAAUGGAGACGACACAAAUAUUUCAAUUGGCAUUUAUAGUGACGCAGAUUCUGAAAGUAUUGAUUACAUAAAUCCAAAUCUUGUGUGGGAUCGAGGAAAGCUUUCGAAUCAGGUUUCGACAUCAUACGAAGAUGAUUUGGUGUGUUUGAGGCGUUUGGAAAGUACAGUAACAAACUUAGAAUGUUUUCUUGAAUCAUUGCCCAAUCAAGAGACGUCACUAACAUCAAACCGAAGAAGUAUGAGUUUAAUUUGUCCGUCGCCACCACUCGACGACACAUUGAGCGAUGUUGAUUUGGAUAAAUUCGACAUUAAUAAAGUGCCAAUUCGAGAAAGUAUCAGCAGUGCCAUUGACAGAGCGGAAACCACUUCGCUGUCGGAUUUUCAUAAUGUUAAGGACGUAUUGAUGAAAAUAAAAGGGCGAUUGGAUUCGUAUCUGAGAGUAAGCAACAAUAGUAGCGAUAGCGAAAAUGCAAAUAAAGCGAAUUUAGAAGGAAAUAUUGCUGAACUGAAGAGAGAGUUGGAACGAUACGUUCAAAUAAUAAACGAGAAGAAAGAAAAUGAAUUGAGAAAGUUUUCAGAGAAUAUGAUCAACCAAUCGAAUAUAAUUCAAAUGAAAAAUGCUUUUUCCAGAAAGGAAAAGUUACAAACAAACAUUUAUGAAACUCUUGCGACGAAAUAUGCCAUAACUGAGAGUCGAUCAAAUAGCAGUGAUUCGACACAAUUUUACCCGAAGGAACGUGUUCAUGUUAAAGGUGGAUUUACAAUGCGAAAUUGUUAUGACAAUGAUUACAUGUAUUCAGCAUUUUCUGAUACAAGUUCAGUGGAAUAUUACACGAUGUUAAUUAAUGAAGAUAAAAGUGAGAAUCUCCUUGAUGAUGCGCCACUUCCGCGAUAUCAUCAUGAACGAGACAAUAUUUCUUUGAUUUUUCGUGACCCAGAGAACAUCAUUAAGCAAUGGCAACAUUUUCAGAGGAAAACAAUUAACAUUAAAUAUAAAACUCCGAAAUCAUUGAAAUUAAAAUGGAAAAAACGCUAUAAAAGCAAACCUCACGAUAUUUGGGGCUUCACAUUGGAUUAUCAUCAAAAUAAAACACUUCAAUUAAAGCUUGAAAAAGAAAGACGAUUACGUUUCAUUUGCCGAAUAUUCUUCUACUUCUUCAGCAUCAUCUGUUUCGUUCUCAUAGUCCUCAUUGUGCAAUCACUUUUCACCUUUGAGAAAAGUCAAACAAACUUUUAAGAAAAACAAUCAAAAUUUCUAUAAAGUAAUUUUUCUUUUAUUUAUGAUUACAAAAUUUAAAUUCUAAAAUUUUUCUCUCUAUUUUUAUCAUCAUCAUAAAUUUGUAAUCUUCAGUGUAUAAAAAAUAAUAAUUAAUUAAUUUAAAAUUUAAAUAAUUUAAAGACAACUAAAAUAAAACACAUGAAAUGUAAAAGUGAUGAAAAAAAUUCUGUUUUUUAAAUAUUUCUAUCAUUAUUCUAAAGGAAAUUAGGAAAAUACU
Clunio marinus is the source of this 1893-nucleotide messenger RNA. The record is from the annotation of a GenBank genome assembly. Lineage: Eukaryota; Metazoa; Arthropoda; Insecta; Diptera; Chironomidae.